AUGAUUUGCGAUUUGAACGUGCCGUGGCCGAGAACGGACUAUUCUUCUCCCACUGGCUCUGAGAUUUUGUCGCUGAAAAAGCAGCUGGCGAUUUUGGAGGAGCUGGGCUAUACUCAUAUCGCAUUGAACUUCACGUUGGACCAGGGUGUGAAGCUGCCUUCUGGAAAUGUUAAUCCCAUUGACUUGAAGCUAGUCCAAGAGUUUCAGUCGAGACUCAAGAUAUUCACUCGAGUUACUCUCAUCAUAGACGACGUUUCAUCUCACCAGGGACUCUCCAAGCUGAACACAUCCUUUGACCUCAUUUCUGUGAUACCGAGGUCUGAGAAAGCCCUGCAACUGGCCGCCUCAAAUCUGGAGAUCGAUCUCAUCAGUUUGCCAUUCCACCAAAGAUUACCGUUUUAUCUAAAACACAAGACGGUCUGUUCUGCAACAGACCGUGGUGUUCUUUUCGAGAUCAACUAUGGGGACAUGAUCAGCGAUGACCUGAAGAGACGCAAUUUCUUUGGAAACGUCAAGGGUCUUAUCAGAGCCAGCAGAAAACGGGGGAUGGUACUUUCUUCAGGAACUUCCGACCCGCUCAGUUUGCGGGGCUCUUUUGACGCUGUUAAUCUACUGGUGGUUCUGGGUUUGGAUUACUCGAGAGCCCAGGCAACCGUCACAGAACAGCCCACCAAGGCUCUGCUCAACGGAAGAUUGCGUCUAAAGAGCCACAAGCAGGCUGUGGUCAUGGGAACAGAUAUUCUGAACGAUUCAGAAAACAUUGGCCACAAGAGGCGGAAGGUGGAAACUAUAGUUGAUAGGAUAUAG
Molecule: messenger RNA, 807 nt
Organism: Kuraishia capsulata CBS 1993
Lineage: Eukaryota; Fungi; Ascomycota; Pichiomycetes; Pichiales; Pichiaceae
Exons: 1
Coding region: 1-807 (268 amino acids)
Biological process (GO): tRNA processing
Cellular component (GO): nucleolar ribonuclease P complex
Molecular function (GO): RNA binding
Source: RefSeq, a predicted model, not a curated record